AUGCUCGUCUUCCAGAAUCUCCUGGUGGCCCUGCGUGGUAUUCAUGUUCUAUGGAUCCUUGCCUUAGUCACCGCGCCGAUCUCCUGGGCAGCACCGUCCCAGUCCCUAUCUCCCCGCCACUCUUCCAUGCUGUCGAGAGACCACCUCGACAGUCACACUGACGCCGGCGUUCCUGGCGAUGGCGACGACGAUGACGACAAUGAUGGGGAUGAUUCCGAUAGCCCACAGCCACCAGACUACACCCGUCUCGACCCUCGAGCCUGGAACGAAUUGCCAUCCUCCAACCCCAAAGACUACACGCAGGGAUCCAAAAAGACGGUUUAUACCAGCGCGACCACGAAGGCGUACCAAUGGGACGUCUGCGAGGGCCAAAAAUCGGUGGAGUUCUCUCAAAGGAGCCCCCUCUUGGACGACGACUGGAGCAUCCUCUACAAGGGAACCAUGUACGACGGCAAGUACAGCAAUAGGAAGAAAGUGAACAGUCGGCCAGCCACGAUCAAGCAAAGCACCACGUUCAAUAUCCAAGAUUUCAAGCCCGUUAGAAUUCUUCAGGGCGCUGUUUACCAGCAGUCUCUCUCGAACACGGACGCGGUCGUGCGCGUGAUCGAUUCCUUUUGGGCCAGCAAUCUUGCGUUUGUGGUCUUCGAGAACAUCAAUACGUGGAAAACACUGCAUGAUGCUCAGCAACGCACUAUCAAGCUGAAGCUGCAACAGUUCAAGUCCUUGAUCAAAGCUGUGGAAACCAUGCAUAAUCAAGGGAUUGCCAAUCGGAACCUCAAGCCGCGCAAUCUGGUGCUCGAGGACGAGGGCAGCGAUACCGUCAAGAUCAUGAACUUUGACCAGGCUACUAUUGAGCCCAAAAUAGUCGAUGAGUGGAAGGGCGCCGAAGAUAGGGAAAAGCCCUUUUCCGCACCAGAAAUCGACCAAAACGCCGGGCAAUACUAUACCAAACCAACCGACAUUUGGUCUCUGGCUAUGAUUGGGAUGCGCCACCUUGACUUCAUGGACAGCGAAACGGGGCUCAGAAACCUCGCGAAGAACCUCGGCGACGGCAGCAAAGCCAAAACCCUGACCCAGGGGGAUAUUUACACCCAGCUAGCAAGUGAUGUGAUGCGUGGCAAAAAGCCAGAAGAAAUCUCUCUAUUCUCCAAGGGUCUUUGUUCCCCGAGCAAACGGGCAACUAUCCAGGAGUUCUCCCGGGCAUUUGAUGCAGCGUUCCCGAUGUAG
Molecule: messenger RNA, 1227 nt
Organism: Penicillium alfredii
Lineage: Eukaryota; Fungi; Ascomycota; Eurotiomycetes; Eurotiales; Aspergillaceae
Exons: 2
Coding region: 1-1227 (408 amino acids)
Biological process (GO): protein phosphorylation; intracellular signal transduction
Molecular function (GO): protein serine/threonine kinase activity; ATP binding
Source: RefSeq, a predicted model, not a curated record